Naumovozyma dairenensis CBS 421 is the source of this 474-nucleotide messenger RNA. It is a transcript of the gene BUD31, whose product is annotated as U2 snRNP complex subunit BUD31. Gene Ontology annotation, biological process: mRNA splicing, via spliceosome. Lineage: Eukaryota; Fungi; Ascomycota; Saccharomycetes; Saccharomycetales; Saccharomycetaceae. Gene Ontology annotation, cellular component: spliceosomal complex; nucleus. The coding region runs from base 1 to 474 and encodes 157 amino acids. The transcript has a single exon. The record is from RefSeq and is a predicted model, not a curated record.
AUGCCUCGUAUAAGGACUAAAAGAACAAGGCCACCACCGGAGGGAUUUGCCAAAAUUGAACCUACGUUGGAAGAUUUCGAGGAAAGGUUGAAAGAAAUUAAUAAACAAAAGGAUUCCAAAUUACAAACAAAAUCUAAUGAAAAUCUUUGGAAGAUAAUGCAAAUCAACCAUGAAAGGUCAAGAUAUAUUUAUAAACUGUUCUAUUCUAGAAAGGCUAUAUCGAGAGAAUUGUAUGAUUGGCUCUUGAAGGAAAAAUAUGCUGAUAAAUUUCUUAUUGCUAAGUGGAAGAAAAAAGGUUAUGAAAAAUUAUGUUGUUUGAAAUGUAUUCAAUCUGACGAAACUAAUAGUAAUAAGACUUGUAUUUGUAGAGUUCCUAGAGCUCAAUUAGAACAUGAUGCGGAGUCGAAAAAUAUGUCAGUGACAUUUCAACAAUGUGUUCACUGUGGUUGUCGUGGAUGUGCCAGUACUGAUUGA